UCGGACUGUGACUCUUUACUCAGGUGUUCUCAGGUGUUCUCAGGUGUUCUCAGGUGUUCUCUGACCGGAGGACUGGUCGUGAACAGAGAUCAGCUGUUAGCUUUAGCACCGGAGGCUAACUGAACGACGCUAGCUGUUAGCCGAGCAGGACCGGAAGUGGCAGAGUGUGUAGAAGCUGAACAGUGUCUCUGUGUGAUGUCCUCGGCGCUGUAGUGUGUGGGCGGAGCUUCAGGAUGGACAUCCUGGUGGCCAAGCUGCUCGGCCUGCUGGGAUUGUUCGGCCUCAUGCUGGGCGGCGUGCUCGUCCCCGUGCGCCUCCUGCUGGUCGACCACGACAAGGCGCACAGGUACCGGAGAGCCAUGUCCGUCUGCAACUCGUUCGGAGGAGGAGUCUUCCUCGCAACGUGCUUCAACGCCCUGCUGCCUGCAGUCCGAGACAAGGUGUCGGACGUGUUCCAGCGGCUGCAGAUCGUCAGUGAGUACCCUCUGGCAGAGACGAUGAUGAUGCUGGGCUUCUUCCUGACGGUGUUCGUGGAGCAGGCCGUCCUGACCUUCAGGAAGCAGAAGCCGUCCUUCAUCGACCUGGAGACCUUCAACGCCGGCGGCUCCGAGGCCGGCAGCGACUCCGAGUACGACACGCCCUUCAUCUCUUCGGCGCGGGGCUCGCCGGGCGGCGCUCGGGGCUCUCGCGGACACCAGCACGGACACUUCAGCCCCGCGGAGCUGGCGGGGGCGGGGCCUCUGAGGCUGGCCAGCCUGGUCCUGGCUCUGUCGGCUCACUCCGUGUUCGAGGGCCUGGCGCUCGGCCUGCAGGAGGACGGCGCCAAGCUGGGCAGCCUCUUCCUGGGCGUGGCCGUGCACGAGACGCUGGCCGCCGUGGCGCUCGGGGUGAGCGUGGCCAAGGCGUCGCUCGGCAUGAGGGACGCAGCCAAGCUGGGGGUCACGGUCAGCCUGAUGAUCCCUCUGGGGAUGGUCGUGGGGAUGGGCAUCGAGUCGGCGCAGACGCUGGCGGGCGCUGUGGUGUCGGUGGUGCUGCAGGGACUCGCCGCCGGCACCUUCCUGUUCGUCACCUUCUUUGAGAUUCUGUCCCGAGAGCUGGACGACAAACAGGACCGGCUGCUCAAAGUCCUCUUCCUCAUCCUCGGUUACGCCACGCUCGCCGCACUCGUCUUCAUCAAGUGGUGACACGCGGGAAGUGCAGUGACGCACGCCGAUGCCAAAGGACAACUCUGAACUCCACGACAUCCAGCUGUGACGCAGAAACAUCUGGACGAACUCCUGCAGAGGUUCAGGAUGAUGAUGAUGAAGAAUCGGAUUUCUGACUGCAGGUAACGAAAAUCCACCAAAUCAUCGUUGGUACAAACCGUCAGUCCGUCAGCUUGGCGGUGAGCUC
Larimichthys crocea (large yellow croaker) is the source of this 1392-nucleotide messenger RNA. RefSeq names its product zinc transporter ZIP3. Lineage: Eukaryota; Metazoa; Chordata; Actinopteri; Sciaenidae. The record is from RefSeq and is a predicted model, not a curated record. Gene Ontology annotation, cellular component: plasma membrane. The transcript has 3 exons. Gene Ontology annotation, biological process: zinc ion transmembrane transport. Gene Ontology annotation, molecular function: zinc ion transmembrane transporter activity. Bases 234 to 1184 code for a protein of 316 amino acids.